Oldenlandia corymbosa var. corymbosa is the source of this 895-nucleotide messenger RNA. The record is from the annotation of a GenBank genome assembly. NCBI's taxonomy places the organism in Eukaryota, Viridiplantae, Streptophyta, Magnoliopsida, Gentianales, Rubiaceae.
CGAUCAGCUUCUUAAUAAUUAAUAAUUGCCCUCGGAUCAAAUCCAAUCAAACAUGGAUGAUUUUUUUUUCUCCGUAAAAAAAAAAUACAAACAAAGGAAAUUUACAGUAUAAUAAAUAGGUAAUCCACCUAUUGGAGGAAUAUAUUGGAACCUUUUUACAGGCGGCAAGAAGGAAAAACCUGUUGUUCAUCGGAAUCGAAUUUUACGACGUCACUAUAAAUACGGUAUCGAUCCCAAUGCCCCAAAGCAGUAAUUCAAUUCUUACACCCCAAAUUAUUAGAUUGAUACAAAAAGAAACAAUCCCUAGUAGAAUUCUGAACUCGAAAUAAGAGAAAGAAAAUUAAGAAAACAUAUGGACACAGAGUAUGGAAGAUAAGCCGUCAUCCGGCGCGGAUACUUCGAAAAAGACGAUAAAGGCGACAGCAUCAGCCGAGGGGAAGAAGCGGUUCGAGUUGAAGAAGUGGAACGCGGUGGGGUUGUGGGCGUGGGAUAUAGUGGUGGACAACUGUGCGAUUUGCAGGAACCAUAUUAUGACGCUGUGCAUUGAGUGCCAGGCUAAUCAAGCCAGCGCCUCCACCGACGACUGCACGGUGGCUUGGGGUGUCUGCAACCAUGCCUUCCACUUCCACUGCAUCAGCCGGUGGUUAAAAUCCCGCCAAGUCUGCCCUUUAGACAAUUCCGAGUGGGAGUUUCACAAGUAUGGUCAUUAAAGUAUUAAGCUACUAUAUCGUGUUCUAACCGCGAAAUUUUUUGUGAUGAUCUCUAUAGAUAUCUAUAGAUGUUGUGUGUUGUUAUUUUUUUAUUUAUAUUAUUAGUUUCUAUAUCUUGUAACUAACAUACAUGAAUUUCUCUUUGGUGUCUUGCACUCGUUGAGUAUUUUUUUUCCUCUUUAUUC